GAGAUUACAAACCCAAGAAGAAGAGGAUUCCUGGCUGAACACGCUGCUCCUUUCUCUGCCUUCUUAACGGAUAGCUUUGGUCGCCAGCAUAACUACUUGAGGAUCUCCCUGACUGAGAAGUGCAACCUCAGAUGUCAGUACUGUAUGCCAGAGGAAGGGGUUCAGCUAACUCCCAAAUCUGAACUGCUGACUACACAGGAGGUCAUCACUCUUGCCAAGCUCUUUGUACAGGAGGGUGUGGACAAGAUACGACUGACUGGGGGAGAGCCUCUCAUCCGUCCUGAUGUAGUGGAUAUCAUAGCUGAGAUGCGCGAACUAGAAGGGUUGCAAACCAUUGCUGUCACUACUAAUGGCAUCAACUUAGCUAGACUGUUGCCCCGGCUGAAGGAGGCAGGCCUAAAUGCCAUUAACAUCAGCUUGGACACAUUGGUUCCAGCGAAAUUUGAAUUCAUCGUCCGUCGUAAAGGUUUUCACAAGGUAAUGGAAGGGAUUCACAAGGCCCUGGAACUUGGAUAUGACCCGGUUAAGGUAAACUGCGUAGUUAUGAGAGGCCUCAAUGAGGACGAGCUGGUAGAUUUUGUAGCUCUUACAGAGAAGCACCCCCUGGAUGUACGCUUCAUAGAAUACAUGCCCUUUGACGGCAAUAAGUGGAACUUCAAGAAAAUGGUGAGCUAUAAAGAAAUGCUGGAUACAAUCAAGCAACGAUGGCCAGAACUAGAAAAAUUACCAUGUGAAGAGGCUUCUAGCACAGCAAAGGCAUAUAAGGUGCCCCAUUUUCAGGGAAAAGUCAGCUUCAUCACCUCAAUGUCUGAGCAUUUCUGUGGAUCCUGCAAUCGACUGAGGAUCACAGCAGAUGGGAACUUGAAGGUGUGCCUUUUUGGAAACUCAGAAGUGUCCUUGAGAGAUCAUUUAAGGUCUAAAGCCACAGAAGAAGAAUUAGUUCAAAUAAUUGGCAAAGCUGUCGGCAGGAAAAAGAAACAACAUGCAGGCAUGUUCAGCAUUUCCCAGAUGAAGAACAGGCCAAUGAUCCUCAUUGAAACAGCACCAAGGUCAUUCCCACUGCUCCAAAAUGCCCUGCAGGAUCGAGCACAUUUAAAGGCUUGGGGCCCUAGACCUGGCCACUGGCUGACUCCGAGAACAAGUUUAUCCAAACAGAUGGCGAAAACAUUUAAGAAAAAUGUGUUUACAGGACAUCUUGCCUUGCCAGGAUUUUGUUCAGCCCGACAGCUUGCAGCAGGAAUCCCACAAGCUCAGCUCAGUAGCAGUUGCAUUCUCCAAAAGAACUUGAACUCCAGUUUGGAAGCAAAGUGCCUUUGGAUAGGAACCCUUUUCUCCAAACAGAUUUCGCACAAGAUGAGGGGCAUUUGCUGUGAGGCGACUGGAAAUAAAGCAAAAAGAAGCCCUCUGUCUCUUCCCACCACCAGAUUUCUUUGUGCCUCCUCCUCAGAUAAUCUAACCCACAUUGAUGAGAAGGGCCGUGCAUCGAUGGUGGAUGUGGGCAGGAAGCCAGACUCUGAACGGACUGCUGUGGCUAGUGCUGUGGUUCGUCUGGGGAAGAAGGCAUUUGACUUGGUACAACAGAACCAAAUGAAAAAGGGAGAUGUGCUGGCCGUUGCCCAGAUCGCUGGCAUUCAGGGAGCUAAACUAACCAGUCAGCUGAUCCCACUGUGCCACAACAUCCCAUUGAGUCUGGUGGACGUCACCCUGACACUGGACGAGAGGAGACACGCAGUAGUGAUCCAGGCUCUGUGCCGCACCCUUGGGAAAACAGGGGUGGAGAUGGAAGCCUUGACAGCUGCCAGCCUGGCUGCCUUGACUGUGUAUGACAUGUGCAAAGCAGUCACUCAUGUCCUGGUCAUCGAAGAGGUGAAACUGCUCAGCAAGGAAGGAGGGCAAAGAGGAACCUUCCAGCGAGGCUAACACAGAUCUGAAGGUUUUGCUCAACGGAUCACCUACACAAAAGUGUUGAAGGCAUCUUUGGCCCAUGUUAGGGAUCAGAGGUGUGGAAAACAUCACUAAAUUUCUCAUUCUUGUUCAGGCAGUUUAUUGAGUUUGUUGACCCCUACAGGAUUUCUUGUAUCUAAUGUGAAAGUCUUUUUCAAAACAAGGUUUCUGCAAUUAUCAGAAAAUGUGACUGUGCAAAACUAAUGGCCUUUCAUUUUGUGAAGUAUACACACACAGCAAGAAGACUGACUUUAUUUUUAAACUUACAAACAAGCUUCAGUUUUAAAUGUCCAUUCCACCAGACAGCAGCUCAUCUUAUUUUGCACCAUUUAUGCCAAAAAUAUUUUUGCAAAUGCAUCCACUGUAAUUGACACUAGCUGUCUUGCACAAAUGGAGAAAAUUCUUGUAGUUUCUCAUACACCCUCAUGGGAAUGAUGCAAGUAAGCCUUUAUGUCUUUACUUAGAACUGGGGUUCCAACCACUGACAAUUACAAGUCCUUUUUCUAUUGGGUUGACAACUGUUUAAAUAACUUUUCAAACCUGUGUGAUGUAGACACGGUGUGAAUCAUCUCAUUUGGCUGCUUGCUGAUAGUUUCAAAUUCUUACCUUGAUAAGGUUCCUCAGGCUUACUGAGCAUAGCUGUAAUGAGCACUUUAAGUAUUCUGGUUUUGUGUAGAUCUGCCAUCUGAAUUGUUCACAAACACCUAUCUCUUUUCACGGGCAUUGAAAGAACCUGCACAACAGAAUCCACUGGUUAAUUCUGAGAUUAAGAUGGCAAUAAUUUCAGUGUGAUAUGUGAGCUGAACACUGGAAAAUAUAAACCAUGAACUGUUUGACCAAUUCCAUGACCUCUUGGCCAAAUACAAUUAAGUGAGAAUAGGCUCACUUUUUCUCUUGAAGAUGGAAAACAGAUGUUUCUCCUUCAUGGCCUCUGUGAAUGCACACUAAUGGGUUAAUCUGCGCCUCAGCAGAGCAUCUUGGAAGCUUCUAUAGCUUUAAGCACUUGGUACCGGGACCUCCCACCUAUGCUAUAUCCCUGCCCCUGUCACCCAGUGCCUCAGUUUCAUUUCCUGCCACUGCUAUAGCAACAUUGUUUGGAGCUUCUCGUUCCCUACCACUGCAGUCAUUCACCAUGCCAGGUUGAAGAUGCGGUUCCUCCAAGCAUGGUACCUGGCACUCUUCAGACCUCUCACUGACCUACCUUCCAAAACUCUUACAAUUUCGGAGGAAUUGGUGGAGCAACUAACUUGGUGGUCCCUCUGCUCGAAUCUUCUUGUGGGCAGGCCCUUCCGCCCUCUUCAGCCAUUGAUCCAGCUCUGUCCGAGGCCUGCUCGGGAAAUGUGUGGGUGCUGUAAAAUAAUCACUCAUGGACACAAGAAAAACUUUUGCUUAAGUUCUUUGUUAGUUCUUUCCAGCAUGGCCAGGGAAAAGACUGUCUUUCUGUCUCAGCGUCUCUCAUCAUCUCUGUGUCCCAGCAGCUCUUUUAGUUAGCUAGGAAAAAGACUGUGUCUGACUCUUAGCUUCUCUUUGCAGCGUCUCCUUUGUUCUCUCUCGCUGCAUUCCUUCCAGCUCCCCCCAGCCAGCCGUCAGAGAUUUAUUGCCUCCAUAAAACGCCUCUCCUCCAGAUUACAGCCUGUUACAUAGCUUCUAGGCAUACAUAUACACACCUACUAACCUACAUCACACAAUACAA
Molecule: messenger RNA, 3637 nt
Organism: Pogona vitticeps (central bearded dragon)
Lineage: Eukaryota; Metazoa; Chordata; Lepidosauria; Squamata; Agamidae
Source: RefSeq, a predicted model, not a curated record